GUGGAAAUGUCUCCCUUAAAUGACACCGAAUUCCACCCCUCCUAUUUCCUCCUGCUCGGGAUCCCAGGCCUUGAAGGGAUUCAUAUUUGGAUUGGUUUUCCUUUCUGCACUGUGUAUUUAGUUGCCCUUGUGGGUAAUAUUACUAUCUUGCUUGUGAUUAAGACUGAACACAGUCUUCAUCAGCCCAUGUUUUACUUCUUGGCUAUGCUAGCCUUCAUUGAUCUGGGCCUGUCCACAUCCACUAUUCCCAAGAUGUUGGGCAUAUUUUGGUUUAAAUUCAGAGAGAUUAGCUUUGGGGGCUGUGUGACCCAAAUGUUCUGUAUUCAUAUGAGCAGUUCUAUGGAGACUCUUUUGUUGGUCUUCAUGGCAUUUGACCGCUACAUUGCCAUCUGCCACCCUCUGCGGUAUAGCCAAAUUCUCACUAAUAGAACUAUCAUUCUCCUUGUUUUAAUGACAAUUGGUGUGAAUUUAAUUUUGAUUUUCCCUCUGGUGCUUCUCAUCCUGAGGCUUCCCUUCUGUGGACAUCAUAUAAUCCCCCACACAUAUUGUGAACACAUGGGAAUUGCUCGGCUGGCCUGUGGCAGUGUAAAGGUAAACAUGAUAUUUGGAUUAUUUCUUGUAUCAAUCAUGCUUUUCACUGUGGUUCUGAUUUUUACCUCCUAUGUGAGCAUACUCCGAGCAGUCUUCUGCCUUCCUUCUCGGGAUGCCAGACUCAAGGCACUUAAUACGUGUGGCUCCCACAUCUGUGUCAUCCUGGUCUUCUUCACGCCAGCUCUUUUCUCCUACCUGACCCACCGGUUUGGCAAGAAUGUUCCCGUAUACAUCCACAUUCUCCUGGCCAAUCUAUAUGUUGUUGUUCCACCUGCCCUAAAUCCUGUCAUCUAUGGAGUGAGGACUAAGCAGAUCCGGGAGCUGGUUUCAAGCAUCUUUUUGCCAAAAAAAAGCUGA
Messenger RNA from Cynocephalus volans (Philippine flying lemur), 948 nucleotides. Its product is annotated as olfactory receptor 52E4-like. Gene Ontology annotation, cellular component: plasma membrane. The record is from RefSeq and is a predicted model, not a curated record. The coding region runs from base 7 to 948 and encodes 313 amino acids. NCBI's taxonomy places the organism in Eukaryota, Metazoa, Chordata, Mammalia, Dermoptera, Cynocephalidae. Gene Ontology annotation, molecular function: G protein-coupled receptor activity; olfactory receptor activity. The transcript has a single exon. Gene Ontology annotation, biological process: G protein-coupled receptor signaling pathway.